This is a messenger RNA of Aspergillus fijiensis CBS 313.89, 1410 nucleotides long. Its product is annotated as fungal specific transcription factor domain-containing protein. NCBI's taxonomy places the organism in Eukaryota, Fungi, Ascomycota, Eurotiomycetes, Eurotiales, Aspergillaceae. Bases 1 to 1410 code for a protein of 469 amino acids. The record is from RefSeq and is a predicted model, not a curated record. Gene Ontology annotation, biological process: DNA-templated transcription. The transcript has 4 exons. Gene Ontology annotation, molecular function: DNA binding; zinc ion binding.
AUGUGUUUAAGGCUGCUGUCCAACGAUGUCUCGAAUGAUGAGAGAGACAUCUUCAGUGUCUGCGUCAACGCCGCCGCUCACAAAUUCCUAAUGACUGUUCUCAUGAUUGGGGAGCACGAUGACGAGCUCACCGACCAUCUGCGACUUCGGUCUGUCGAAUAUAAACGCACCGCACAGGCAGCGUUAGAGCGCAUUCGACUCACGAUCACUCCUUCCUUCUCACUUCUUCAGGCCCUUCUUUGCGGGGUUUUCCUCCAUCAAGGCUCUGGCAACACCCACUUUUGCUAUGAACUGACUCGGACUGCUUGUCGGAUAGCCACUGACCUAGGAUUCGAUAAGGCGAGUCCUGACUCGGAGCGGAAACCCAGGACAGAGGAGGAAGUCUUCUGCGCUCUUUGGUGUUAUAUGCUAGAUAAGAAUUACGCGUGGAAGUUCGAACCUUCGCGAACCUUCUUCGAGAUCGAGCCCGGGAUGCUUGACGAUUAUGUUCACGACACAACCGCCGAUCUUCUGGCAAUCUAUAUUGCCAUGGCCCGAGUACAGGAUGACACAUUAUCAUUACUCAAGAACAUCCUGUCGAGCGCCUCACAUUCAGUGCCACUUGCCACGCGCUGUUCCGUCGAAUCGCUAUUACAGAGAGUGGAUGAGAUUGAGCAACAAAUUGAGCAGAUAUCUGCGUCUUCGGCGCAAAGUUGGAUGGGCCUUGAUGCUGAGAACGAGAUUGCUGCCAUUCGCUUCGCGCACCACUCCAUCCGAACCACGAUUCUCUAUCUCUCUGACCAAUUUCAAGGGCGGGCCUUUGGGUCGGGAGACUUGCUCCUCCAAUCUGCUCGUCAAGAGCUAUCGUCACUGUUGUCUAUAUGCCUAAUCAACGAGAAAGACCGUGCCAUCGGCUUCCUCCAUUGGACAUUGACUUUUUACCCCUUGACCGCGUGUUUCGUCUUGUUCUGCAACGCCGUGACGACGUCAAAUCUGGGAGAUAUAAACCUUCUCAAGACUGUGGCGACGGUUCUUUUGCCCAGUAUCUCGAGUAGUCAUCACGUCACGGUCAUACAACGUCUCUUUGAGGAAUUCAUUGCCCUCUCGCAGUCGCUUUUCUCUGACAUGGAGAGCCGCGGGGGCAAUGCGGCCGAAGUCAGGGACGCCUCCACGCUUACCCAGGUGCGACCUUCGCAGCCUCACAACCAAACUUUUCAUGCGGGCGACCCUGCCUCCAUCGCUCAUCAUCCUGGGACACUCGUUUGGGCCGACACAACGACCAAUUCUUUCCCGUCCGAUCUGUCGGAAACAUGGACCCCAAAUGAGAGGGAGAGCCACCCUGCCUUUAUGGACCCGUCGAUCACAAUUCCCUUGGACUUCGAGUUCCCAGCCGAGUUCGCUGAUUUCAUGCCUGUCACUUGUGCUCAGUGA